AUGAGGCUGCAAGGUCAAAGGAGGAGCGCUUUUAACACAGGCAAAUGCUGUGUGGCGACUAGCAGAUACAGCAGGAUUCUUCUCCCGACUACUGCAGCUCCCGUGAGGAGAAUCUGGCUGCUGAGAGGGCAGCUGCUGCUCCCGCUGCUGCUCUCAGGGCUGCAGAAACCCGCCUGGAGUUCUCAGGUUGAAAAGAAAAUUGACUUUGACCUGGCACCAGAUUCCUUUGACGAUCAGUACCAGGGCUGCAGCAAACAGGUCAUGGAGAAGCUAAGUCAAGGGGAUUAUUUCACAAAAGAGCUACAAGGCCAUGGAAAUUACUCCAGGGCCUGGCAAAAAGCUCACAUAACCUGGCUGAACCAAGCAAAAGACCUCCCCAAGGACAUGACUACUGCACAUGCUGUGGCCAUUUUGUUUUAUACUCUGAACAACAAUGUUCGCUCUGACUUCACUAAAGCCAUGGCCAGUGCUGGCAGAUCUCCACGGCAGUACAAGCAUUCAUUCCAUUUCAAAUAUCUACACUACUACCUGACCUCAGCAAUCCAGCUGCUGAGGAAAGAAAUCGACGAGAAGAAUGACAACCUGUGUUAUGAGGUGUAUCAUGAGGCAAAGGAUACCUACCUUAAAGCCCACCUUAAUGCUACCAUUCGAUUUGGCCAGUUCCUCUCAACCUCCCUCCUAAAGGAAGAGGUGCAGAAAUUUGGGAACCAAACAGUAUUUACCAUAUUUACCUGCCUGGGUGCACCUAUAGAAGACUUCUCCCUCAAAAAGGAAAUCCUGGUCCCACCCUAUGAGUUGUUUGAAGUCGUAAAUAUGAGCUACCACCCAAGAGGAAACUGGUUGCAAUUGCAGUCAACUGGGAAUCUAAGCACAUUUAACUGCCACCUUCUAAAAGCUUCCAGCAAGAAGUUCAUCCCUGCUCCUUUAGUUAUUGCUUCUCUCUCCAUUUUGACUAGUGUCAUCAUCUCUUCCAAAAGCAAAGUGUAG
Messenger RNA from Loxodonta africana (African savanna elephant), 987 nucleotides. RefSeq names its product ADP-ribosyltransferase 4 (inactive) (Dombrock blood group) (gene ART4). Gene Ontology annotation, molecular function: NAD+-protein-arginine ADP-ribosyltransferase activity; NAD+ poly-ADP-ribosyltransferase activity. Bases 1 to 987 code for a protein of 328 amino acids. The transcript is spliced from 3 exons. The record is from RefSeq and is a predicted model, not a curated record. Lineage: Eukaryota; Metazoa; Chordata; Mammalia; Proboscidea; Elephantidae.